AUGAGGAAACAUCAUACAAAAGCUAGACAUUAUAGUUCACCAGGUUUCCGAAGACCAACAACCAUGUCAGACAAUGAUAAUGUUAUUAACUCCAAUGCUCCAAUACCGAAUACUAUUGUACCAUCAUUGAUCCCAGCUAAACUAGAUGAUCUUUUACGAUCUAAUUUUUCUAGAAACCACUUGUUUAAUCUAGGUACAGAUUUGAUAAAGUUGGAUUUGUAUCAGAAGUUUGGUCAUAUGACAUCUGUUACCGGAGGUGGCUUUAUCAAGACUUUAGUCCAUAGCCUCUCGACGUUUGUUAAGGAAGAGUUUGAACCAGAUCGAACUUCUGAAGCCGGUAACCGUCUUAGAGAAUUGGUGUAUCUAACUUCGAACUUGGACCUCUAUAAUGAGGACCUCCGUAGGGGGGAAGAAACGGGAAUCUUGAAUACUCAUAAUAUUUCUGAUUUUAAAUGGUUUUUCAUUGCCGCAGGGUAUAUGUUGGUUACGAGUUCCAAGGCCAAGAUCGUACAAUUCACGGAGUCAUUAGCCGAGAUUUACGCCAAAGCCCGGAAAUACGAGAAUUUGUUGACAAAUCCCGAGAACCAACUUCAGAAUGAGCAACAGGAACUCUUGGAUAUCUUAAAUGAUUACUAUGAAACUGUUGAAGUCGAUGAAUCACUCAUUCAUAAUGGCCCAAAACAUAUUACUAUGUACUAUGAUGGCGAUUAUAAGGUGAAGUUGCCAGAGUUACCAACUAUCAGGAACAAACAAUUGUUAGUAAAGGCAUUAAUUCAUAAAGAAUUAUACCGAGCAUUUUUGACACCUAACCAUCCCAUAGCCACCAAAUUGAAACAUAUAGGGUAUACCGAUUUGAACUAUAGAAAUUAUAUGGUGUUCCGCUAUGAUUUAUCUUUCUUGGACGGAUUGGGGGAUUUCUUCUUGGAAAGAGAAGCCACCAACCUAAUGUAUAAGUUUAAGAACAUGGCUCCAUAUAAUAAUGAUGUUUCAUUUGGGAAUAGAACUUAUAAUAUGUUGAAACGAAUAUUGGCAACUAAUACUUUAUUGUCAAGAUUAGCUGCUGCUUAUAACUUGCCAUUUGCUUUAAAAGAUACCGUUGUGCAUACAUUUCUCCAAACUUAUAUCGAGAAAUAUGAUCAUUGGUCCACAACUGCCACUCAGAUUGACGAAGGUGGAAUCCCAGAUGAUAUAAGAUACGAACAGGAAUUCAUAGCCGAUUAUUUUGAGGCAUACGUUGGUGCAGUGUUUUUGGAAGAUCCAGAUAAAGCCCAGCUGUACGUAAAUGAAUUGUAUAUGAAUAUCUUGUUGCUGAUUGGAGAUAAAUAUAAGGAACGGGAUCCUUGUUUAUACAAGUAUGGGAAUUGGUGCACGGAUAUCAUUGGAAGGAAGAUUUAA
Messenger RNA from Lizanozyma spartinae, 1395 nucleotides. RefSeq lists its product as uncharacterized. Lineage: Eukaryota; Fungi; Ascomycota; Pichiomycetes; Serinales; Debaryomycetaceae. Gene Ontology annotation, molecular function: ribonuclease III activity. Gene Ontology annotation, biological process: RNA processing. Bases 1 to 1395 code for a protein of 464 amino acids. The record is from RefSeq and is a predicted model, not a curated record. The transcript has a single exon.